Caenorhabditis remanei is the source of this 735-nucleotide messenger RNA. RefSeq lists its product as uncharacterized. The transcript is spliced from 5 exons. The record is from RefSeq and is a predicted model, not a curated record. Bases 1 to 735 code for a protein of 244 amino acids. Lineage: Eukaryota; Metazoa; Nematoda; Chromadorea; Rhabditida; Rhabditidae.
AUGUCGUCGUCCGAUUCCGAGGACACGUCAAUUGUAAUCGAAGAAGGGCAAGAAGAGAAAAAGAAAGUACCUGAAGAAGCACCAUUCGAAGCAAAUGCCUACAUCAACCAGCUGAUUGGUUUCAUAAAAUCGAAAGAGAAAGAUGCUAAUGAAAAGUUCGCUGCGUUUGUGAAAAAAACAUGGGAGCUCCCUGCCGACUCUGCGAACUUUUACACCGAUUCGUAUUCACUCGAUUCAGGCGGUGUAUCGAAACUCCCACCGAAUAUGAUGAUGGGUGCUCAUAAGAGAAUAGCUGGAACACAGAGAUUGAUGUUUCCGCCUCCACCAGGAUUGGGGAAAUCGCUUGGAGGAAUUGAUAAAUCGGGAAUGAGUUCGGCAGGAGGGCCGUCGUCAUCCGGCGGAUUAAUGAGAAAACCUAAGAAGCAAAUUCCGGUAAUCGAUGAUUCAAUUUAUUGCACUACAGAUCAGCCAUGCAAGACGUGUGGUGGAGUAUCUCUGGCUGGAAAUCAAGUGCUCGUAUGCAAGCGGUGCCGUGAUUGUUACCACAUGAAGUGUAGCAUUCCACCAGUUUCAAUCGAAGAAGCAUCUGCUUCAACCUUCGUCUAUCACUGUAAAACGUGUCUUAUCUCUCGAAAAGUUAUGCAUUCCAGUCGGUCAAGAUCCCCAAGUCCGGCAGUAAUUGAUGCGAAAAAGAUGAAAAUCGCUGGAAAGGAGAAGAAACUGCCAAAGCCGUGA